Messenger RNA from Sphaerulina musiva SO2202, 570 nucleotides. Its product is annotated as TIM21-domain-containing protein. Gene Ontology annotation, cellular component: TIM23 mitochondrial import inner membrane translocase complex. The transcript has 2 exons. NCBI's taxonomy places the organism in Eukaryota, Fungi, Ascomycota, Dothideomycetes, Mycosphaerellales, Mycosphaerellaceae. Gene Ontology annotation, biological process: protein import into mitochondrial matrix. The annotation marks the transcript as partial. The record is from RefSeq and is a predicted model, not a curated record.
CGACGAGCUGUAACCAUUGUCAACGACACGGGCGCUGUUCCUUGGAAAGAGCUCUCUUUGGGCGAGAAGGCCGCCCGCACCACGCAGCAAUCCUUCAACCUGGGCAUCGUCUUACUCGGCGUGGGACUCACUGGCGCCGUAGCUACCGUCCUCUGGCUCGAAGUCUUCUCCACGGACAGCAAGACCGCCUACUUCAACCGCGCUGCCGACCGAAUACGCGCCGAUGCACAGUGCAGGAAACUGUUGACGGGCGAUGAGAGGGCGAGCAAGAGAGACAUCGAAGCACAUGGCGAGCCGAGCUGGAGUCGAUGGGCGAGGAAUCGGGUCAUUGCCAGUCGGCUGGAAACUGAUCGGGCUGGCGUGGAGCAUUUGCACAUGCAUUUCUACGUCUCAGGGAAGCAAGCAAAUGGCACAGUGCAACUGCACAUGUCGAGACGACCGGGCGAAGACUUCCAAUACCAGCUGCUCGCACUGGACGUACCGGGAGAACAGAGAGUCUACUUGGAGAACGCCAGUGCGCUGCAGCAAGCAAAGGCCGGCAAACUCUUUGGCAUCAACUGGAACAGGUAG